UGCUCUUUUUUUUCCAAGAGACCCCACUAAGCCAAAAACCUCGCACCUGCAUCCGUCCAGUCCAACCUCCACAAAAUUUCUCGGUGCGAGCCCUCUGUCGUGCUCGGGAACCUUCCUUCUGUGAACUGAACCUCUCCCCACCCCCCGCCCCCUGGCUUUCACACUACCUCUCGUCUUCCCCCCACCUUGUUCGCUCAAACAACCGUCGCCCUAAUAGUUCUUCCUGUCCCCCCUCCCUCUUUAAAACCUUCUGUCUUCCCCCCGCGUUGCCUGUGAUUUCUCUCUUCUUCACCUCCCCCAGUGAUACCCCACCUGCUUCCAGUCUCUUAGAAAUCUAUCAGUCCUCUUCUUCCACUCUUCCCUACACACAUCCAAACAAAACACACAACAUGACUGCCUCCAAGAGCCAGGGAACUUUCCUCUUCACCUCCGAGUCCGUCGGAGAGGGUCAUCCCGACAAGAUCGCUGAUCAGGUUUCGGAUGCCAUUCUCGACGCCUGCUUGGCGGAGGACCCUCUCUCCAAGGUCGCUUGCGAGACUGCCACCAAGACCGGUAUGGUCAUGGUUUUCGGUGAAAUCACCACCCAGGCCCGUCUCGACUACCAGAAGGUCAUUCGUGGCGCCAUCAAGGACAUCGGUUACGAUGACUCCGCCAAGGGCUUUGACUACAAGACCUGCAAUGUCUUGGUCGCCAUUGAGCAGCAGUCUCCCGACAUUGCUCAGGGCCUGAACUUGGACGCUGCUCUCGAGCAGUUGGGUGCCGGUGACCAGGGUAUCAUGUUCGGAUACGCUACGGAUGAGACUCCUGAGCUCCUCCCCCUCACCGUUACUCUCGCCCACAAGCUCAAUGCUGCGAUGGCUACUGCCCGUCGCGACGGAUCCCUCCCCUGGCUCCGGCCCGACACCAAGACCCAGGUCACCGUUGAGUACGAGCACGACAACGGUGCGGUUAUCCCUCGCCGCGUCGACACCGUUGUCGUCUCUGCCCAGCACUCCGAAGACAUCACCACCGAAGAGCUGAGGAAGGAGAUCCUCGAGAAGAUCAUCAAGAAGUCCAUCCCCGCCAAAUACCUUGACGAGAAGACCGUCUACCACAUCCAACCUUCUGGUCUCUUCAUCAUCGGAGGACCCCAGGGAGAUGCCGGUCUGACCGGACGUAAGAUCAUCGUCGACACAUACGGAGGAUGGGGUGCCCACGGAGGUGGUGCUUUCUCCGGAAAGGACUUCUCCAAGGUCGACCGCUCUGCUGCCUACCUCGCCCGCUGGAUCGCUAAGUCUCUCGUCUCCGCCGGUCUCGCUCGCCGUUGCUUAGUCCAGCUCUCAUACGCCAUUGGUGUCUCGGAGCCUCUGUCGCUCUUUGUCGACUCGUACGGUACCUCCGAGAAGUCCAGCGAUGAGCUCGUGGCCAUCAUCCGCGCCAACUUCGACAUGCGCCCCGGUGUCAUCGUCAAGGAGCUCGACCUUGCCAAGCCCAUCUACUUCCAGACUGCGAAGAACGGCCACUUCACCAACCAGAACUUCAGCUGGGAGAAGCCUAAGGCUCUCAAGUUCUAGGUAUAUCCUUAUGGGAACCGGUAGAGCGGACUUGAUUGCAAAAUCUUUUUCUUUUGUUCAUUGCAUUUUCUUGUAUUUUUGCUAGGUCUUUACGUCUCCUU
Tricharina praecox is the source of this 1654-nucleotide messenger RNA. Its product is annotated as S-adenosylmethionine synthetase. The record is from RefSeq and is a predicted model, not a curated record. The coding region runs from base 390 to 1553 and encodes 387 amino acids. Gene Ontology annotation, cellular component: cytosol. The transcript is spliced from 5 exons. Gene Ontology annotation, biological process: S-adenosylmethionine biosynthetic process. Gene Ontology annotation, molecular function: ATP binding; methionine adenosyltransferase activity. Lineage: Eukaryota; Fungi; Ascomycota; Pezizomycetes; Pezizales; Pyronemataceae.